CGUGCACUGUUGGUCUGCUCGCGGUUCGUUGCGUUAGUCAGUUUGUUUCGUGUAUAGCCACGAAAAUUGUUGGCACUUGUAUUUGCGCCGGGAGAUGGUUAAUCAUUAAGUCUCAUCAGUUGCCACAAUAAACUCUUAGUAUUUAAUGUUGAGAGGAGCAAGUGAUCAAUUCAAUCUAGUGUAUAAAAACAAAACAUUAAAUUUUACUACGAUCUCUUCCACAUACGAGUGACAAUCGCGAGAAAUGUAACCGUGUCGUGACGUCACACGGCUAAUCAAGUGCACACACGUACACCAACACCGUAACCAUCGAGAGACAGUGCGCGCGCGCAUACGCAUGUAUUUUAUUCGACAACACGAAGAAAAAGCGAGAAAUCGGCUAUGAAAUAGGCUGUUAUGCACGUGUAAUCGGAAGUUGAUUUGUUCACGGGCACUGGACGACAUUGAAGCUUCUUCGGACUCCAGUGAUCAACAAAGUGACGAACAAGGGAACAAAAAAGAAGGAAGAAAGAGUGCUAAGUAAGGUUGUGUUGGUUUCGGAGCUGAAAAUAACGGAGAAAAAGAAAAUAAAUCAUCAUGGGUCCAGUAAAAUUUGAAGAAUAUUUUUUCCUUUUGUGUUGAUGUGGAAAGAAGCUAUUGAAACAGUUCUUGAGUAAAAUAUACACGUGCAUUGGAUAUAUUAACUACGUCGUCGUCAUUUGCUACCGUUGCUGCUGCUGCUGAUGCUGAUACGAGAGUGAACAUCUCGUGGCGCCCCGCGGUGUUUUUCGACGAGAAACUGUCCAUAACCUACGCGAACCGGCAAAAAGGAGAGACGUCUGUUUCGCUCGUUGCGAAAUGCCAUUACAAAAAUUUCGUCCAUGCAGUUGUGAUUGAUCCAAAGUGAAAACAAUUUUCCUACCUUGAAAUAAAAGGUAAAAACAACUUGUAGCAUUGGGACGGACCAACAGGCAUAGAAAUAAAAGAGAAAGAGAUUAUCCAAAUGGCUCUGCAGGAUAUCAUUUCCAAUGGACGAAAAUGUAAACCAAGUUGUUAUUGGCAUCCAAACGUAGACCUUAGAAAGUAAUAAUUAGGCGAUUAUUCGGGGGACAAAAGAAGAAAAUAGAAGGAGAAAUUUUGUGGUUACAAGUCGUCGAAAGUGACAGGUCCCUUCAUCAUUGUACCUGUCCAUCGACGUCAAUGUCACCGCCACCGCUGCCUUUGUCCCUGUUCAUUCGAAGAUAAAUCGCUUUAGUGAAGUGUUGUAGUUGUAAAAGUAGUUUAGUUCAACAUCUGUUAUCGUAUGCAAAUUUAAAUUGAAGAGGUAGUGGUGGUGGUUAUAAAAUAUAUAACUAAACAUCACCAGGAAAAGAUAUUUGUUAAAUAAAAUAAUUUACGUCCACUCUUCAUAAUAUUUAUUGGCCAUAUGAGUCUUCCACGAGGUGGAGUAGCAACUUCCAAUUAUUGAAGUGGUAGUUAAUGAUCUCUUUACUUCCUCAGUUCCUGUGAUAGUGUACAAUGAGCGUUUCUUAGAAAGAUUAUUUCAAGAAUAAUUCAAUUGGAUUGUCAUUUUUAUCAUAAAUAGAAAGUGAAAAAUUGGUGUCAUAGUGAAGUUAACAAAAAAAUAAAGGUGACUUGUGGUGAAGCAAAAAAGUGAAAUUAAAAGUGGAAUUUCAGUGUAAUUAAUAAUUAAUUAAUUAAUAUAUUAAUAUAAAACAUUAUUUUGCCAUUUUAAAAACGGAGAAUUUGCAAGGAUUUCAUUCUCAGUCUACUCCAAAUGACAGGAGGAGACGUAUAUCAAGCAUUGCUGUUAAAGAUGAAUCUGGAACUGGGGAAUUACAAGACCCAUUGGGGGUUAAAAUGAAUGCGAUAACUGGUGGCGUCACGAAGAAAAGGAAGAAAUCAGAUGCCAAGCCUCAGUCACAAAUUAAUAAGUGCCUUAAUGAAAAAAGACGACGCUACCAAGAAAACGAGUUCAUCGAAGAGCUUGCCGUGCUGAUCUCCUCUACGGACAUGAGCUCUGGCAAGACUGAUAAGUGUCAAAUUCUCCAGAGAACCGUCGAUCAGAUUCGGCACUUUAAGCGACAAGAGGGAACUAAUAGUCAUGCCGUUCAACAGGGUGAAGUCUCCUCCUCGAAUCCUAGUAUAUUAUCUAAUGAUCAAGUUGGACCCAUUUUGCUCGAGGCUUUGGAUGGUUUUCUAUUCGUCGUGAACUCGGAGGGUCGCGUGGAGUACGUUACUGAUAAUAUACAACAGUAUAUAAAUUAUACCAAGGAUGAUGUGCUCGGGAAGGAUAUUUAUAAUAUUAUUCAUCACGGUGACCAUCAAGCCUUUAUGCCCAGCUUAAUGCCCAUGUCAAUAGGGUGGACGAAUGAGCCUCAGCUUCAGUCAAGAAAUCGUACUUUUAACUGCCGUUUUCUCGUAAAACCUCCCGAUGAUCAAGACGAGACUAUGGAAGAGAAGCAGCAGCGUGUAUCGCAAUAUGAAUCAAUGCAAAUAUGUUCUGCGCUUCUUCCAAAUCCCAGUGAACAUUUAGAAAAUAGUGAUGUAUCGUCUGAAUCGUCCGACAUCGGGUCUUGCGUAAUGUGCGUUGCACGUAGAAUUUCUUUUACUGAAAAGCCAAUUAACACUGCACCAAUUCAUCAAUUUACUAUUAAAUUGGAUACUACGGGUAGGAUUAUUGCAGUGGAUAUUAGUAAUCUUCCAAUUCCAUAUUCUCAGUACAUUCGCAAGGAUUUACAUGGCACUACUGUCCACGAUUUGUGUCAUCCGAAUGAUCUCAGUAAAUUUACUGCUCAUUUGAAGGAUACAGUACAAUUUGGUGAAGGAGAAACAUCCAUAUACCGACUGCGUGUUAAUUCUGAUAAAUGUUUUAACGUUCAAACCAAGUCAAAACUAUUUAAAGCAAACGCGAUGAAUGUACACGAGACAGAUUUUAUUCUGUCUACUUAUUCAAUAAUUGGGGAUAAUGACUUAACACCUAGCGAGGGUGGUCAGCUUUCCAACAGCAAAGUGUGCUCAGGACACUCUAGUAACCAUUGUGCGAAUAAUAAUAGUAAUAAUGCCGGUAAUAAUAACAAUAAUGUGGGUGGUCCAUUAAUGUCCGUGGCUCAUGUGAAUGGUCAAGUGAGUGGUUUAAGCGGUCGAUCCUUAACGACAACAACGAAUCAAAGUGGUCCCUUCGGUUCGAGUGAUUCGUGUAAUCCGUUAAGUUCGCAAAACUCUAAUAACCCAUUCAACCAUUUCUCGUCAAAUGUGGACUUGGAAUUUGAACUAUUUCCAAAUUCCUCAUGGGACUUGGAUAGUAGCAGCGGAUGUGCUGAUAGACCCGAGUCAAGAAAUACCGGUCCACCAAACUCACGACCACCUUCCCAGCCAGCCCCAUCAUCAAGUCCUCAAGCAGCGUUCACCUCCAAUUCCACAGUGACGUCGCACUGCAGUCCUUUAAGGGCCUAUAGCCCGACUUCCAUGAUCGGUGCUCACUCCUUUAGUAAUUCCUUCCCAUUCAGUCCGCUUCAGGAUUCACAGACGUCUUUGCUCAGCGUUACGGGUGUGAUUAAUGGCAGUGUCAGUGGAGCAAGUGUUGGUACCAAUGCAUCCAUCGGUAAAGAUGUGCGAGGAUGUCCCACACCUAGCCACAGCAUCGACUCUAUUGGAUCAGCUGCGACAUCGUCGACAACAGGAACCUCAGCAACGCCGACAACAUCCACUGGUUCACCGACAGUCUCAUCAAUCAGUAGUGGUACCACGACACUAUCGUCACCAGGUUCAUCAACUUCUACAGCAAUGUCGUCAUUAUCAGGUACAACUGCGAGUCAGUCAACACCUACCACGACGACAAGUUCAACUGCGGUUACGCCUGUAUCAAUACCUGUGGCUACCACUACUAAUUUACUCUCAAAUGCCGAGUCCCAAAGUAGUUUGAGCUCCACAGGUGAUUCUGGUAGACUUAGAAAUCUAUUGACGAAGGGUGUGAGUGCUAAUAGCGAUGAUGCUCAGGACAGUACUAAUAAUGAAACUGAAAACCAAAAUGAUCAUAGAAUAUUAAAGAUUCUAUUGAAUGCACAAGAUGAUGAUGAAUAUCAUUCUGAACAUAGUGCUAAAGUAAGACCAUCACCAAGUAUUGUUCCUAAACCAGCUGUUGAACACUCCAAGUCUUCUCACAACAACAAUAUGCUUCUACAGCUGCUGAACGACAAAAAUGAUGAUGAUGAAGAUUCUCGUGCAGGCAUAAAGAAGCAAAAUGAACUCUUGCAGCAGUUGUUGAAAGAUCCUGAAGAAGAAAGAAAAAUGUUAGAACAAAAGAAUCGAGACGAUGACAACAUACUCAGAAGUCUCGGUUUCAAAUCUCCUCCCUCUUCUCAACCUGGAGACCAUACUCAUGGUAGUACGUCAACACAGAGUGGCCAAAAAAGGCCAGGAGAAGACGGAGAUUUAAAUAUGGCUGUUAAAAGACCGAUGGAUAAUUCUCAUCAAGUAUCGUCGUCGGGUAGCAGCACAUCAGGCCAGGGGACAAGUAAGCUGUGGGAGAAGAACAAAAUGUUAGCGUCUCUCUUGGCUAAGCAACCUCCUCAGCCAACAACUAUCCCACCAAUUCCUGCAUCUGUGAUAUCGGCAACUCCACAGGAUAAGUUGCCCCGUGUUGCUGACCGAUUGAAGCAGCAGCAGCAACAACAACAGCAGCAGCAGCAACAACAACAACAACAGCAGCAACAACAACAGCAACAGCAGCAACAACAACAGCAGCAGCAGCAGCAACCCCAACAACCCUGGACAGGAAGUGGAAUGCAAUCGGUUGGAAGUACCGCAACCACUACUGUUGCUACCUCCGCCCGAACUCCCUUCCAAAAUCAAUCGAGACUACCUCGCCAAGCAACCAAUAGCUACCUCAGUCACAUGCUAAGUCACGAGAGACCUCCAAUAGGUCAAAUGGAUUCGGAAUUCCCAAGCGCUGGUGUAGAAUUUCAUUCGUCCUCAGGAGAGUUAAAUACGUAUCAAUCAGAUCCAGCUUUAUCUGAGAUACUAGAUCAAGUAAUGGAAUUCGUGUCAGACGAAGGGAUUACAGACUCUUCAACAAUGGCUAAUCUCUUAGAUCCUAUAGAAGCACCUACAAACAAUCCUCUUAACGAAAAAAUGGCUAUUUGCGCUAUUCAAAAAUCAUUAAUGCUUUGUGAAACUGCCGUCAAUUCGACGUCUUCCACAAUAACAAUGCCAUCAACUCCACCAGCUUAUUCGUCUGCGUUGGGAAGUGCAACAUCUGUUACAACGGCUCACAAUUAUCAACCACCACCAAUGUAUCAACAACAGACAAGGGCGAGGUUUACUGGUCAGGCUGGAAUAAGACAACCAGCCGUACCAUUUACUCAACAACAGCAACAACAACAGCAGCAGCAACAGCAAUUACAAUUGCAACAUCAACGAACGAAAUUACUUCAACAACAGCAGUUAAAGCAACGUUUGUUACAGCAGCAACAACAGCAGCAAUUACUCAUACCAUCAAAUGCUACGGCACCUGAUCAAAUAACAGCGGGUAUUCAUAAUAUUGACAAUUUAUUAAAUAAUACUGUCGCACCGAAUGUAACGUUACAGCGAUCCAGUGUUUCGGACUCUCAAAUGUCGCCAGGGUAUGGAAGUUCCGUCCAGUUACCUUCUACUCAUCGCCUUACUCAUUCUUAUUCUCAUAUGCCAACAAUUACUCAACACCCUUCGGUUAAUAAUAAUUUCAACAGCGGUCAACCAGUGUCCGCAGCAUCUAGAUUAUCUCCACAUUCUCCCGCUGGAAUGUUGUCUUUACUAUCUCAUUCUCAACCCCUAUCUCCACGAGUUUCGCAAGGAAAUUACGGGAACAAUCCUAGAAUGUUCAACGUAAACCAAGCAAGGGCGCAACAGCAACAGCCAACAGCAGCUCAACAACAGCUUCAGCAGCAACGAUCCAUGCCAUCGCCUGGCACCGCAGUUCCGGCGCGGCAAUCUCCAUUUCCUGCCGAAGCAUUUCCUCCUCCUGCAUCACCAACCGCUAGCCAAUUUUCACCCGUUCCAAAUCCUGGUAAUUCCAAUCCUACUGCACAAUAUCGGCUUCAACGAGCAUCAUCAACGCCUUCAGCAACGACUCAACUGCCAGGUGGGGUAGGUUCUCCGCGACACUAUGGUGGUGUCAGCAAAGAUCAACAAGCCUUACUGUCUCCUAGUCAUCCUCGCGCUGGUUGUCCCACAACACCAACGCAUAAUCAACAUGCUGUGACGAAUAAUCAUUUUACGAAUCAACAACACUCUUCCAUGUUAUAUCGCAACACUGGCAGCAAUGUCAGUACCCCAGAUGUACAGAAUAAUCAAUUCUGUUACGAUCAGGGUUCCGUACCUGCCUAUGCAACGAGACCUGAGGACUCUAGGUCAUUGCCUUCUAGUAAUCCUGCCAGUCAUCAAAUGGGUGGCAAUAAUACUACGUCGGAGUUUGUACGGCAAGAAUUGAGAGCGGUUGUAGGAGCAAGAACUCAACAGAGAGUACCAAAUAAUAUCCAGAACAACCUCAUAGGACAAGUAUCUCAAGAGGAACUGGAAGCCCUUGGACUAUCAUUUGAAAUGUCUCCUGGUGAGGCUGUGGCUAGCGAUGGCCCUGCUAAGAGCUGGGCCAUUGGGAGUGCCGGAAACGCGCCCUUCUCCUCAAGGGGUACUAUGGAGGAAGUAGUACGAGGUGAUCCAAAAUCAUCCCUACUGCAGAAGUUAUUAUCCGAGUGACUGCAACAUAAUAAAAAUAUAUAUGUAAUAUAUAUAAUUAAAUUUAAAAUAAGUUUAACUAUACAAUGAUACACGCUAACUACUCCUGCGUCUGUACACAUUCUAUACGUAAAAAUAAAUAAUAACUGUACUAUAUGUAAUACUGUACUCAUAAAAACAGUAUAAAAAAUGCGUCACACCAAGUGCAUCACCAAUUGAUAGUUUUGCAAUAUCUUGAGUUAAAUAUAUUGAUAAUCAUAUGUUGAUUCAUUAAAAAAAAUUUUAUAAGUAAACCAAUUUAUUUUGUUUGUGAUUUUUUUUCUAUUAUUAUUAUAAUUAUAAUAAAUAUUAUAAAUAAACCAUUUAUCAUAGAUUUCUUGGAGAUUGUGAUAAUUGUUAUUCUAUUUAAUUUCAAUGGAGUUUGUAUAUAUUAAUUAAUGUC
Messenger RNA from Chelonus insularis, 7135 nucleotides. Its product is annotated as nuclear receptor coactivator 2-like. Gene Ontology annotation, molecular function: protein dimerization activity; nuclear receptor binding. The coding region runs from base 1840 to 6714 and encodes 1624 amino acids. The transcript is spliced from 21 exons. Gene Ontology annotation, cellular component: nucleus. Gene Ontology annotation, biological process: positive regulation of transcription by RNA polymerase II; cellular response to hormone stimulus. NCBI's taxonomy places the organism in Eukaryota, Metazoa, Arthropoda, Insecta, Hymenoptera, Braconidae. The record is from RefSeq and is a predicted model, not a curated record.